AUAAUCUGAAUCGGCAAUCAUAAGCUCUAACUCCCAAAAGUAGUUUGAAAGUUUGCUCUUUUCAAUCAUUUCUGCAAAUCAAUAGAAUCUGAAAAAUGGGCACUUCUCAAAGCCGGGAAGAUCGCAUCACAGACUCAGAAUCCGAAGAAGACUAUGAAGAAGAAGAGGAGGAGGAGGAGGAGCAAUACGACGACGUUUCAGGCGAUCACCAAAACCCUCAAUCUUCUUCUUCUACUUCCUCUUCAGGUACUCACAAAAGCAUCGACGAUAUAGAUGUUAAACUCAAAUCCCUUAAGCUGAAAUAUAAUUCUCCUCAACAACAGCAAAAUCCUAAUCUCAAAAACCCAGUAAAGCUCUAUCUUCACAUAGGAGGAAACACCCCCAAAGCCAAAUGGGUAGUUUCUGAUAAACUCACUUCGUAUAAUUUCAUCAAGACAUCGAAAAUUAACGGUGAUGAUGAUGAGGAUGGUGAUGAAUCAGAUGGUGGAGGAGGAAAGGGGGAGUCUUGGUGGGUUUUGAAAGUGGGGUCUAAAGUUAGGGCUAGGGUUUCAACUGAAAUGCAAUUGAAAAUGUUUGGGGAUCAAAAAAGAGUUGACUUUGUUGAUAAAGCUGUUUGGGCUUUGAAGUUUUUAACUGAUGAAGGGUAUAGGAAUUUUGUGACCCAAUUUCAAAAUUGUUUGUUUGAGAAUGUUUAUGGCAUGGAAGCUAGUGAGGAGAAUAAGGUUAAGGCCUAUGGGAAGGAGUUUAUGGGGUGGUUGAAACCCGAGGCAGCAGAUGAUUCGAUGUGGGAAGAUGCAGAGGAUCAUAAUUUGGAUUCAACUCCUGUGAAAGGGAGCCAAGAAUUGAUGGAGGAGUUUGAGGAGGCGGCAAAUGGAGGUGUUCAGAGUUUGGCGUUAGGUGCAUUGGAUAAUAGUUUCCUGGUAAAUGAUUUGGGUGUUCAGGUUUACAGGAACUUUAACCGUGGGAUUCAUGGGAAAGGUAUUUGUGUUAAGUUUGAUGGUGGGAGUUAUAGGAGUGGGGGCAAUAUGGAAAAUUCAACCCCGAAAAAGGCUCUGCUGAUGAGAGCUGAGACUAAUAUGAUGCUUAUGAGUCCGGCGAAUGAAGGGAAGCCUAAUGCUACUGGGCUUAAGCAGGUUGAUAUAGAGACAGGGAAGAUUGUUACAGAAUGGAAGUUUGAGAAGGAUGGGACUGAUAUUACGAUGAGGGAUAUUACCAACGAUACCAAAGGGUCACAAUUGGAUCCAUCUGAAUCAACCUUUUUGGGCUUGGAUGAUAAUAGGUUGUGCCAAUGGGAUAUGAGAGAUAGGAAAGGGAUGGUCCAGAAUAUUGCCACAAGUGGUUCACCUGUAUUGCAUUGGACACAAGGGCAUCAGUUCUCAAGAGGGACGAAUUUUCAGUGCUUUGCAAGUACUGGUGAUGGAUCCAUUGUGGUUGGGUCGCUUGAUGGGAAGAUCAGGUUGUAUUCAAAGACCUCAAUGAGGCAGGCCAAGACUGCCUUCCCAGGACUUGGCUCGCCAAUAACUCAUGUAGAUGUUACCUAUGAUGGGAAGUGGGUGUUGGGCACAACUGAUACAUAUCUGAUUCUUAUUUGCACUCUUUUUACUGAUAAAGAUGGAAAGACAAAGACUGGAUUUAGUGGUAGAAUGGGGAAUAGGAUUCCGGCACCCAGAUUGUUGAAGUUGACUCCUUUGGAUUCGCAUCUUGCUGGGAACCAUAAUAAAUUUCAUGGUGGCCAUUUCUCAUGGGUCACUGAGAAUGGUAAACAAGAGCGUCACCUAGUUGCAACUGUGGGCAAGUUCAGUGUGAUAUGGGAUUUCCAGCAAGUGAAGAACAGUGCUCAUGAAUGCUAUCGGAAUCAGCAGGGCCUCAAGAGUUGUUAUUGCUACAAGAUUGUAUUGAAGGACGAGUCUAUUGUAGAGUCUCGAUUCAUGCAUGACAAGUUUGCUGUUAGUGACUCACCAGAAGCUCCGCUGGUUGUGGCAACUCCCAUGAAAGUCAGCUCGAUCAGCCUUUCUGGCAGACGAUGACAUUGCUCAACACCUUACUUCAGAUGCUUGUACUCCCAUCUGUUUGUAGGCUUGCUUCUACGGCAUUAAUAUGCUUUGUUUCUGUAUCUAAAUUUGUGUAAUUUUUUUCUUCUUUUUUAACCCCAUAGCAUACCAAAUCUUGGGUUUUUGUAUCUAUGAUUCUCAUUCUCUGGUUGAUACAUUUGCAAAUAGUUAUAGGCUUUAUAGUUGGUGAAAAGAGCUGGGAUUGAUUGUUCUUGCGCUUGUAAA
Messenger RNA from Theobroma umbraticum, 2276 nucleotides. Its product is annotated as Vacuolar import/degradation, Vid27-related protein. Gene Ontology annotation, molecular function: protein binding. NCBI's taxonomy places the organism in Eukaryota, Viridiplantae, Streptophyta, Magnoliopsida, Malvales, Malvaceae. The record is from RefSeq and is a predicted model, not a curated record. Gene Ontology annotation, cellular component: nucleus; cytoplasm.